Molecule: messenger RNA, 531 nt
Organism: Dentiscutata erythropus
Lineage: Eukaryota; Fungi; Glomeromycota; Glomeromycetes; Diversisporales; Gigasporaceae
Source: the annotation of a GenBank genome assembly
AUGGAUCAAACAAGCAAAAUAAAAAGUGAUAAAGCAAAUCAUUAUUCCCAAAGAACUCAAAAAAUAAAUAACUUACAAACAGAGCAACCUCAAAAAGGAAAAUGCUACUCAUGUGGACAAAUAGGACACUUUGCAAAAGAAUGCCCAAAAAGAAAAGGAAAAGAAGUAUAUAAUAGAGUACAAUCAACUUACAGAAGCUAUAAUGGAAAACAAAAAAAAACUUAUGUCAAAAAAUACUGUUUAUAUUGUAGAAAAAAUAAUGGAUAUCACACCAAAACAUGUCCAAAUAAUAAUGCCAACUACUAUAAAGGAAAAAGAGCAAGAGGACCAACACCUAUAGUUCAUAAAUAUAAUAACUUCAAAAGUAAUAAAGGAAAAGGAAAACCUCAAUACAAUAAUAACAAUAGAAACAAUGGAGGAAGAAAACCACAAAACAAUACAAGAAAAUCUUUCACAAAAAGAAGAGUAAAUAAUUACAAGGAAGAAAAACAACCAGAAAAAGUAUACAACUCUAAAAGAAAAGAAAAGUAA